AUGUCGGACGACAGCGACCCAUUAGUCAUUGCCUCAAGUGGCGAUCUCAUCCUCGAUGUGGCCCACGAGGAGAACAGCCAACGUUUCUCAUAUCGCGUGGACUCGAAGAUACUCCAGCAGAACUCGCGCUACUUUGAGAACUUGCUUAGUGAACGGUUCAGCGAGGGACAGCGGCUGUCGGCAGCACUGGAAGCAUUGAAGUUGGGCGGACAUUCUGACAUCACAGAUGCGCCUGCAGAGGUGCUCCCCCACGUAACCAUUAUCCACGUCGGGAGGAUCGCAAUCUCGAAAGCCUCCUCAAUACAACCCCUCAUCGCGGACUUCCUCCGCGCGAUCCAUGGCCUCGACCUCCCCGUAGCCUAUCCACCCGUGGCCAACCUUGCCAAUCUCGCCGUCGUAGCCGACCGCUUCGAUGCGGUCGCGUGCCUCUCCAAGUACGUGCAGAGGAGGAAAUACUUGAACCUGAACGAUGCGAAGUCAAAGGGCAAGUCGAGUCCGGCUCUCACAGAGGAGAGGGUACGGCAGAAGCUCUUGAUUGGGCUGCUGUUUGACCAUCCUUCGUGGGUGACCAAGUACUCGAAGCACCUUAUAAUGCGCGAUUCGGGACAAUGGAGGCCCGGGGUCGAAGAGGAUCACACCAAAGCUUUGUGGUGGGACAUACCGAAUGGGGUCGAGGACGAGAUGAUCCAGCGGCGCGAGUACAUACUAGAGACCAUCAAUUCUCUACAGGCACACUUUCUCAAGCUAUAUACGUCAGGCGAACGGCAGUGCAAACUUGGCUACGACACGUCGCUGCAGUGCGACUCGUUCCAGCUUGGAGAGAUGAUUCGGUUCUUCACCAAGAUUGACACGCUGCGUAUGCAGGGCAAGAUCUACGAUAACACGGAGCCUACAUACUAUCUUGGCGAUAUCGACCGUCUGCUCAUGUCCCUUCGGCAAAGCUCCAACUACCAAGUCGACAGCAAUCAUUCGCAUUGCGGCUUGCGAUCACGUUUUUUGCCUCUCGUCGACCAAAUACAGAAUCAGCUCAGCCUCGAUACUGGAAGUCUGGACAUUGGCAUUUGUGCGGACUGUUGGACCCACCACCGACCAGAGUAUGCCUGGUAUAUGGCGAAGCGACCGGUCCUGUGGACUAGUCGAACGCUAGGGAACGGCUGUCUGCGAAAAGGCCACCAGCGGACGCCGAGCAGCUGCCUGAGUAAGCACCUUGCAGUGAGGGAUUUGUUCAUGGCUGUAGAGAAGAAUUGGACAGCCAGGGACAUCUAUUGA
Messenger RNA from Dothidotthia symphoricarpi CBS 119687, 1269 nucleotides. RefSeq lists its product as uncharacterized. The record is from RefSeq and is a predicted model, not a curated record. The transcript has a single exon. Gene Ontology annotation, molecular function: protein binding. Bases 1 to 1269 code for a protein of 422 amino acids. NCBI's taxonomy places the organism in Eukaryota, Fungi, Ascomycota, Dothideomycetes, Pleosporales, Dothidotthiaceae.